Molecule: messenger RNA, 126 nt
Organism: Perkinsus marinus ATCC 50983
Lineage: Eukaryota; Perkinsozoa; Perkinsida; Perkinsidae
Exons: 2
Source: RefSeq, a predicted model, not a curated record
AUAGAUGAACGAACACAGCAUACCUCGCGAAUUCGCUUUCUUGUGGAUCAUGUCGGCCGACUUGUCGCCAACAGACGUUUUGUGUCCGUCAUGAACACUGCUGGCAAGGAUCGGGAAAGAGACUGA